Mercenaria mercenaria is the source of this 1817-nucleotide messenger RNA. Its product is annotated as leucine-rich repeat-containing protein 74A-like. The transcript is spliced from 14 exons. Gene Ontology annotation, molecular function: protein binding. Bases 41 to 1537 code for a protein of 498 amino acids. The record is from RefSeq and is a predicted model, not a curated record. NCBI's taxonomy places the organism in Eukaryota, Metazoa, Mollusca, Bivalvia, Venerida, Veneridae.
CAUUGGACAACAAACGGAAAUCAAGAUACCAGCUUUCAAAAUGGCAGAUAUCAUGUGUCCAAUAAUAGAAGAUUCUAUACAAGAAGAGGACGAGGAGGAACUUGAAGACGGAACGGAGGACGCUGCAGACAAAAUUUGCGAGAUUGAUGGAACAGAUAACGGUGAGCUGUUGGCGGCCGUAACAAAACAAAGAUUAAAGCAAAAAAGCGAAAAGGACGAGGAAGACGAGGAUUGUGAAACUGACCUUGAACUUGAAGAGGAGAAAGAGGAGUUCGACGUGACUGGAAGAGCUACUUAUUUGAGUGUAUGCCGAAAGAUGGGAAUGAUACCAGUCUCUUACUUUCUCAGACAUAUGACAGACCAGCACCUAUCCCUGGCACAUCAUGGUCUAGCGGCGCAGGGGAUGAAAGCCUUAUCACAUCCUCUCAUAAAAAACACUUUCAUAUUGUCGUUGGACCUGCAAGAUAACUACAUGGAGGAAGAGGGAGGCGAGUACGUGGCGGAUAUGAUCAAUGAAAACUGCUAUAUCACCGAUUUGAACUUGUCCAACAACAAGCUGGGUAGCAGAGGAUGUGAGGCAAUAUGUAAGGUACUGCAGACAAAUGUUACUCUUCAAAGCAUAGAUCUGUCUGGGAACGACUUCUAUGACAAGGAUGCAACCAAUAUAGCCGGAGCUCUCUCUGAGAACACAAGACUGAAGACACUUAAUCUAAGCCAUAACAACUUCGGUCAGACUUCAAGCACAGAAAUUGCAAGCGCUUUAGCUGAAAACGAGACCAUAGAAAACAUUGACUUCAGCUGGAAUAACUUUAGAAUGAAAAGUGCCCUCAGCCUCUGCGACGGUAUUGCGUCAAACAGUAGGCUAAGAGUUGUCAACCUUGCAAUGAACGGCUUUGGGAAUGAAGGGGCAUUUGGAGUAGCUGAUAUUCUAAAACAGUCUGGUACGGUAACAUCUAUCGACAUCAGCCACAACAGGAUAGCAUCUGUGGGCGCUACUGUCAUAGGGAAGGCGUUAGAGACAAAUGACCUACUCAAAACACUCAAGAUUGGUUAUAAUCCACUCGGGCUGGAUGGACUGAAGACUUUGUUAAAAGCUGUGUGUCCAGAUAGUAAUUGCGUUAGUGUUCUAGACUUUUCGGGUAUUGAAAUAGACAAGGAAUUCCGUGCAAUGAAAGAAGAGCUGCAACAGUCACGCAAAAUACAGAUAGAACAUGGACGCUUGUUGAGUGAUUACGUCAUCGUUGGAAAACCAAAGAAGAAGCAAAGUACGUUUCUGGGAACACCAAUUAAUGAGGUGACGGCAGAUAAUAUUAUGGUGGUUAUAAAAACAUACAGUGAUUCAAAUGGUUUACCUCUGUACGACGCGAUGGUAACGUUCGAUAAAACAAAGGAGAAGAAACUCACCAGAAAUGACUUUCUAUUGGCAUUCGCAGAUGUUGCGAUUGACCUGUCUGGCAGCGAUAUAGACUUUCUCGAUAGUAUGCUCGUAGAUUACAAGACCUCUGAUGGAAAAAUAGAUUACAGUGCACUCCGAUAACAGAAGACCACAGUUAGUUCCAUCAAGUUGAUCAAUUCUUGGAGAGAUAGAACAUAUCAAUAAAGAAUUAAAGAAAUUUAAUGCACGUGUUUAACUACAAAAGGUCGGUGACUUUGGGAUCAUAUAUUAACUAUGAUGAAACCGACCUCAAACGGAGAUUGAAAUUAGUAAAAUUAUCAGAAAUUUGGUCCCAUGUUCAAUUCUCCUGAUUACAAAAAUUCAUAAUGAAAUGCAUGUGCAAAAGCAUGAAACACAUAUACAACUUAAAAUAUUCGACCUA